AUGGCCUUUUCCACCGUCCCUCUCUUCGCCCUCCUCCUCGCCGCCUCUGCCGCUUCCUUCGCCGACGGCGUCACCGCCGGCGUUCGUCUCGGCGUCAUCCGUAAACCUUUCCCGGACGUCCCGGAAUUCCGGGAAGCUCCGGCGUUUCGCAAUGGGGAGGGAUGUGAAAAGACAAUCCACGUGUCCAUGACCCUCGACGGAAACUACCUGAGAGGCACCAUGGCCGCCGUGCUUUCCAUUCUGCAACAUUCGGCUUGUCCAGAAAACGUCGUCUUCCAUUUCCUCUGGUCCAAUUUAGAACCCAACCAUGUUUUUUCCACCAUCAACACCACCUUCCCUUACCUUAACUUCAAGGUUUACCGGUUCGACCCGAACCGGGUUCGUGGGAAAAUCUCCAGGUCAAUCCGUCAAGCUCUCGACCAGCCUCUCAACUACGCGCGUAUCUACCUCUCCGACACGCUCCCCGACGACGUCAAACGCGUAAUCUACUUAGACUCCGACCUCGUAGUCGUCGACGAUAUUGCAAAGCUCUGGGAUGUUGACCUUGAGAAAAAAGUUCUUGCGGCGCCGGAAUAUUGUCACGCCAACUUUACAAAGUACUUUACGGAUUUGUUCUGGUCGGCGCCGGAGCUGGCCGGAACAUUUGAAGGGAGACGGCCGUGUUAUUUCAACACGGGGGUGAUGGUGGUUGACGUGGAGAAAUGGAGAAAAGGAGGGUACACCAUGAAAGUUGAGGAGUGGAUGGCGGUGCAGAAGCAGAAGAGGAUAUACCAUCUGGGUUCUCUGCCGCCGUUUUUGCUGGUGCUCGCCGGAAAUAUUAAGCCGGUAGAUCACCGGUGGAACCAGCAUGGACUUGGCGGCGAUAACCUUGAAGGAAAAUGCAGAAGCUUGCACCCUGGACCGAUUAGCUUGCUCCAUUGGAGUGGUAAAGGCAAGCCAUGGCUCAGGCUUGACUCUAGGAGACCUUGUACCGUUGACCAUCUUUGGGCGCCCUAUGAUCUUUACCGCUCAUCGUCCAUGCAUUCCCUGGAAGAAUGA
Carica papaya (papaya) is the source of this 1038-nucleotide messenger RNA. The record is from RefSeq and is a predicted model, not a curated record. NCBI's taxonomy places the organism in Eukaryota, Viridiplantae, Streptophyta, Magnoliopsida, Brassicales, Caricaceae.